Molecule: messenger RNA, 1797 nt
Organism: Anopheles marshallii
Lineage: Eukaryota; Metazoa; Arthropoda; Insecta; Diptera; Culicidae
Product: DNA-binding protein Ikaros
Exons: 3
Coding region: 40-1797 (585 amino acids)
Biological process (GO): regulation of gene expression
Cellular component (GO): nucleus
Source: RefSeq, a predicted model, not a curated record
AAGCAUCGUGUGACAUUUGCGCUUGGCCGACUACCAAACAUGGAUGUUGCACCGUCCAUGGUGCAGCGGUCCGGCGAUAAGCUGAUAGUGCGGCGGGUGGUGAGCGGUGAGCAGGUCCACCUUAGCGAGCAGCAGCCCACCGUCGUCCAGCCGGACGACGGUGAGUCCACCGACCGGCAGCAGCUGCUCGACGGUUGGCGCCGGUUUUCCACCGAUGCGUCCACCGCCCUCACCAGCUACGACGACCAGCUGACCGACGGCGAAGGCACCCAACCGGGCCCAUCGAUCAAGGCGGACGACGAGCGCGAACCGCCGCUGCCGCAGUGCAAGAUCAAGCGCAACUACUCGUGCAGCCGGUGCACCUACUUCACGCAGAACCCGCGCAAAUAUCUAACCCACCUGCGCGACACGCACGGCGAGAAGAUCGUGAUCAAUGAGUGCAAGCGGUGCCUGUACGCGUCCCGCCACUACCAGAAGCUGGUGCGGCACAUGAAGAUGGUGCACGGGUCCGUGGACGGCAUUCGGAAGUCGGCGUUCGGGUCGAGCCGGCGGCGCGUGCAGAAAAGCUACGGCCAGGUACACCACGGCCAGGUGCUACCGGGCGGGCCAUCGAAACUGUCGCGCGCGGAAGCGACCCAGCUGACCAACGCGUACGUGCAACAGCUGGUGGCGUCCGGGUUACCGAAGCUGCUGGAGGAGAUCGAAAAAUCUGCCGCCGGUGCAUCGCUUGCAGCAGCGACCUACUCUCGAGACAAUCAAAUGAUCAAGGUGGAGAUGGAUCAGUUAAAGCAAUCAAUGCCAUAUUCCGCUGAUGAGACCGUCCAAGAGGCUAGCGAACGCGACGGGAUAGAGAGCAACCCGUCGGAAGAUGCCAUUCCAGUGUCCAAGAAACGAUCCCGCCCAAUUCCCAAACUGAUCCCACUGAACAUGUCCAUAUCCGGCACAUCUUCCUCUGCGCCGCAAAAGUUUGUGAAACCGAUACCGCUGUCCGCGCUGAGGGCGGAAACAAGCGACAGUGAACGGGCCGCGGACGAGUAUCCGCUUAGCCUGACGAAGCACCAACCGCAGCAAUCCAUGACGGGCGCACACGACGACCUGGUGACCAAAUGCAUGUACUGCGAGCUGUCGUUUAAGCCGGUGGAAGCGCUCGCCAACCACAUGAAGCUGGCGCACAGGGACGACCUGAUAGCGUCCCUGCUGGCGAAUACGUUCGAAGAGGCAUCCGCGGACACGAAGCAUGUCCCGCGCCUAACGGACGCCGAGCGUACGGCCAAUGAGCUGUGGAAGCGACUGCUGGAGUGUAGUGCCGAAACCGUCCAGUCCAGCAAGUGCGCGGAUAAGGAAGCGCGGCCCGGUUCCGUCUCCAACGACGAAACGGACGAUGACAACCGGGAGGAACAUCAGUCGCAGACGUACUGCGGUGUGGAGACGGCACCGGGCUAUGGUGAGGUAACGAACCGACUACCAACCAUCGAACCCGGCGGCGUCGGUGGUGGCGUCGGCGGUGCCGGACUGAUGAAGAAAGUCUUCAAAUGUCCGCACUGUUCGUUCUGGGCAUCGACGGCGUCCCGGUUCCACGUGCACAUUGUGGGCCACCUGAACAAAAAACCGUUCGAGUGUUCGCUGUGUGCGUAUCGGUCGAACUGGCGCUGGGACAUCACGAAGCACAUACGCCUGAAGACGAUACGGGAUCCGAACCACAAAAAUGCGGGCGUCCUGAUGAACGACGAGACGGGCCGAAGGAACUACACCAAGUACAACAAAUACAUCGCACUCAUGCAGAUCACGGACAAGUAG